This is a messenger RNA of Neoarius graeffei (lesser salmon catfish), 1520 nucleotides long. RefSeq lists its product as uncharacterized. Lineage: Eukaryota; Metazoa; Chordata; Actinopteri; Siluriformes; Ariidae. The record is from RefSeq and is a predicted model, not a curated record. Bases 130 to 1425 code for a protein of 431 amino acids. The transcript has 16 exons.
CGGUUGGAUCGCGACUCUCUUGUGGAUCGGCCUGCUGUUACACUUGGACCAUUGAGAAAAACACUGGACCAUGCUACAUUUUCAUUCAUCCCUGGACAUCUGACCACUACCCCAUCAUUCCCUCAAAAGAUGGCACAGAUUUGGAAAGUUGUGGAAUUCCAAGACCGGAGUGCAGCAGUUGUGUCGUCCAGCUGGGUGGUAGAUGUUGACGGAGAAGUGGGAUGCUACUGGCCACCCUUUGGCGGAAACAAAGCUGUGAAGGCCGCCAUGAACUGCACCCCCCCGGGACAAGGAUGGCGAUUCCAUCAAAAAAUAAGGGUGCUGGCAACCUGUGGCACCUUUGCCAAAGCAAGAUAUUACCUGACCCGAUCGCUUGAGGAAGGCUACCUUACAGCAGACCUGCAAUCGGAUGAUGGUGAGAUGGGGCCAAGGAAAAGACGACCAAACAAAAGGUAUUUGGAGGAGGACAGCGAGGAGGAGGCAGGACCAAGCCGUAGGGGGAGAAGGCCACCAUCUAUUGACGCCACUCAGCUGGACAGCGAGUGGCAAUUCCCCUCCCUUAAUGAAGACACCCAGCCAGGCCUGUUUCUUCACAGCCAGCCAUUAACUCAUGAUUCACCGUCGUCAGAAACCCCGCCAGGCCCUUUCCUUCACAGCCAGCCACUAACCCAUGAUUCACCCCAGCCAUGUCACCGCUUCCAUGCCACACCUCUGCCAUCGCAACAGGGGAACAAUCAGUUGCUGCGUGAUUCACCGUCUUCAGAAACCCCGCUAGGCCCUUUCCUUCACAGCCAGCCACUAACCCAUGAUUCACCCCAGCCACGUCACCGCUUCCAUGCCACACCUCUGCCAUCGCAACAGGGGAACAAUCAGUUGCUGCGUGACAUGGGCAUCAGCACAGUCAUCGCUCUCCUUGGCCAGCUGAGGGAGGAAAACAGGGAGCUGAAGGGGGAAGUAGGAAGGCUGGUGCAAGAGGUCAGGGCCCUAAGGAGAGAGAUGGGGAGACAAGACACACCCCAGACAUCGCCCCUAAUCAAGCUCCCACUCUCCACCAUGGAGGAGUUUUUGGCAGCAGAGGCCCUGGUGAAGGAAGAUGCCAAACAAAAGCAGCUAAUGGUGUCUACCUUAGCCCUUUGUGGAGGAACCGACGUAGGGGUCACAGUGAGGCGGAUGCUGCGUAGCCUCCUGGUCAACAGCUUGGCCAGCCAAUUUAACUGGGCUGGAAAGGGGGAAAAAACUGCGUUUAAGGACACCAAGAUCCAUGAUGUCCUGUUUGAUGCUCUACAAAAGCAGCUGCCAGGGAGCACACACGCUACUUUUAGUGACGCAAUCAAGAAGUGGCUUAAGUAUGCGCCAGAGAGAGAGGGAGGGAUGAGGAGACGUGAGGUGUCUGCGCCGCAGGAGGAAUAUAGGCCACAAUUAUAAAUUAUAAAUAAAUCAUAAAAUGUUUCUAAGAACUUGUUCAAGUGUGUUCUGUUCCUUAUAAAUGUUAAAAGUUAUGCCUCAUUAGAUAGCUUGAC